Molecule: messenger RNA, 3189 nt
Organism: Heterocephalus glaber (naked mole-rat)
Lineage: Eukaryota; Metazoa; Chordata; Mammalia; Rodentia; Bathyergidae
Gene: Adprh
Product: ADP-ribosylarginine hydrolase
Biological process (GO): protein de-ADP-ribosylation
Molecular function (GO): magnesium ion binding; ADP-ribosylarginine-[protein] hydrolase activity
Source: RefSeq, a predicted model, not a curated record
CUGGCCCCGGAAGACGGGCACUUGCGCGGCCCUGAGGCCUUCUGACCAGCUGCCCGGGCCUCAGAGCCUCGGGGACUCGUUCGCGCCCUCGGGUGCAGAGGGCGUGGCGGCGUCCCUGAGCUCCCGCGCCGGGCGGCUACAUCGGAACCACGUGGCCAGGACUGGGUACACCGCCCCGCGCGCCCCCGGUGAACUUGGCCCCGCCCCCGCCCCCGCGCCUCCCCGUUCCGCGCGCCUCCAACACCGCCCCGGCCCCGCGCUCCUCUCGCUCGCGCCGAGCAGUUGUCUUAGUUGCCCCCAGACAGCCCCCAUGGAGCCCAGAAUGUGUGGCGGACUGGUGGAGAGGUAUGUGGCUGCCAUGGUGCUGAGUGGAGCUGGAGAUGCCCUGGGGUUCUUCAACAGGAAGUGGGAGUUCCUGCAGGAUGGGGAGAGGAUACACCAGCAGCUGGCAGAGCUGGGCGGCUUGGAUGCCAUCAAUGUGGAGUGCUGGAGGGUCAGCGACGACACAGUGAUGCACCUGGCCACAGCAGAGGCCCUUCUGCAAGCCGGGAAAGGUCCCUGCCUGGCUCGGCUGUACUCAAUUCUUGCUAAGCAUUACCAAGACUGCAUGGAGGACAUGGUCGGCCGGGCACCAGGUAAGACCUCAGUGCACAACAGCAUGAGGCUGGAGCCGGACAAGGCCAAUGGCUGGAGGAUUCCCUUUAACAAUAAUGAGGGUGGCUGCGGGGCUGCCAUGCGGGCCAUGUGCAUUGGUCUCAGGUUUCCUCACCUCAGCCAGCUGGACACACUGAUCCAAGUGAGCAUCGAGAGCGGCCGGAUGACCCACCACCACCCAACAGGCUACUUGGGCGCCCUUGUGUCUGCUCUUUUUACAGCCUAUGCUGUGAAUGGCAGACCACCCUGGGAAUGGGGAAAAGGACUGAUGGAGGUACUGCCAGAAGCUAAAAAGUACAUUGUCCAAUCAGGCUACUUUGUAGAGGAGAACCUUCAACACUGGUCCUACUUCCAAAAUCAGUGGGAAAAGUACCUGAAACUUAGAGGGAUUUUGGAUGGCAAGUCUGCCCCUGUCUUCCCCCAGCCUUUUGAUGUGAAGGAGAGGGAUCAGUUCUACACUUCCCUGAGCUACUCUGGCUGGGGCGGUAGCAGUGGACACGAUGCCCCCAUGAUCGCCUAUGAUGCCAUCCUCGCUGCAGGGGACUCAUGGAAGGAGCUCGCCCACCGCGCCUUUUUCCAUGGUGGGGACAGUGACUCCACUGCAACCAUUGCUGGCUCCUGGUGGGGGGUUUUGCAUGGCUUUAAAGGAGUGAGUCCUUCUAACUAUGAGAAACUAGAAUACAGAGAGCGGCUGGAAAAGACCGCGAGGGCUUUGUAUUCUCUUGGGUCAAAUGAAGACACUGUGAUCAGCUUUUAGGGAGAUAAGAGGUUCAUUUCUCAUGGUUUGUUCUUUCACGUAGUCUCUUUUCUGCUCAGUUUCUUUUCACUUUUUCUAAAGUCAAGAAUCUUAACGAUGUACUGAGGGAGUUUUGAGAUUAAAAAGUCCCCCAAGGCAACUUGAGCUCACUUUUUCCAUACUCAUCCUGUUCUCCCUGAAUUGAUCUCUCUUUGUGUAAUGAAGAGUCUUUUAUCUUUAUUGAUGGGGCCAGUGUCUCCCAAGCUAGAAAUCUCAUAGCCUCAUAUUUGAUAGUUCUGAAAGUUUUUUCUUUCCUGAUUUACUUCAGUUGAGUCUCCCACCCCCACCCCUUCCCCAAGUGUACUCGAUGACAAGGAUUUGAGUGCAAGGAGUUAAUUUGGGAGGUGAUUCUAGGAAGCACCAGUAGGAGAAUGGGGGAAGUGAGACUUCAAGGAAAGGGAGCAACACAGGGUGUGUGAAUGAGCAGGUUUCCAGUGGAGCAGCUGGGGUGCAGUCCCCUGCCUAAGACAGUCCUCAGAAUUGUCCCACCUAAAAGCAAGUGACCCGAAGUAUUUACCUACUGACUUCCAUCCUACAUUGGUUGAAGACCAUUCCUAAGGAUGCUCACUCCCUGGUACUUGGCUUGCCUUUGGUGAAAACCAAAUAUGAAUGUCUUGAGAUAAAGACUCAGAGAUGCUCACAAGGGCAAGCUGUAAGAUGUCUGGGCACGGUGAGGGAUACACACAGCAUCUACUAGGUUAUUCUACCUCUUAACAUACUUUAAAUUUAUCACCUCUUUCACUUUGUUGCACUGAAUAUUUUUCAUCUGGAUUUCUGAAAUCCAAGCUAUGCAAGCCCAGCUGGUUGCUAUUCCUGGCUGUUCUCAGGGCUUCCCUCAUCAUGUCCCCUAAUGUGUUACCCUUUUGUUAUUGUCCAUUUGGUUGUCUUCUCCAGGCAGAACCUAGCAAGGUGCAUGGGCACACAGUGGACGCCUGAUCACUAUGUACUAAGUGAAUGUUGCUAACCAAACUCCUGUCUGGUCCUUCCCUCAGAGUUGUCUUCACAAAUAACAAAUUAUCAGAUUCCAGUGAGUACACUGGCCCCUUUCUUCAUUUCUUGAUGCUCUUCUCUUUCUUUUCCCACCUGGUAAAUUCUUACUUAUCCUUCCAGACCCAAUUCAGGCAAAACCUGCCAGGUGAACCUUCUCUGAUUAUCCAGGCUUUUUUCAAUACAAUCACAGAACUACAACUCCCAUGAUUCUCCUUUAGGGCCCUGGUUUUCAGCUGGGGCGAGAGGAGGUCUGAUAACAGCACCCCAGUGACCUCCUAGUUAGUCCCACGGGGAUUGUUUUCCUGGGUCUCUGUAAGAUACAGUGCAGGAGGUGUAAGAGGUUAGGUCUGGGGGGAAGGGAUGUCUUAGCAUCUGUUUUCUGGUGUAAUGCUUCAGCCACAAUGGGAGACAGCAGGAAAAGACUGUACAGAUUCUAUUAUAUUUGUUUGCUGAUUUUCACUCUUCAUCACAGGCACAUUUUUAAAAGUUUAGACUUUCAGACUCCUUUUGCUCAAACUGCAAAGCCUCCUCUUAAGGGAGGUUAAUGGGGGGUGGUUAGAUAGGAUAAAAAUGUUUUGAAUUCCACCCAAAUGUGAAACUAAGGAGGAAGACAGGGCAAGGAGGUAUUGGGUGGGUGAAAAUUAUCAAAGUAUAUUAUGUACAUGUAUGAAUCUGCCAAAGUGAAACCUAUUAACCUGUGUAACCAAUGAGUACUAAUAAAAAAUGUGGGAAAAAUCCUCUUUCCAAAA